Molecule: messenger RNA, 652 nt
Organism: Lucilia sericata (common green bottle fly)
Lineage: Eukaryota; Metazoa; Arthropoda; Insecta; Diptera; Calliphoridae
Exons: 4
Coding region: 68-628 (186 amino acids)
Source: RefSeq, a predicted model, not a curated record
CUCGUAUAUAAAGAGUAUUUUAAUUUAAACUUAAAAUAGUUUAUUUGUUUAACUACAUAUCAUAACAAUGGUCAUAUUGUACUUACAAUUUUCAUCAUUAAUAGCAAUUGUUUUCACGGUUUUUGCUAAUAAGUAUGAAUUUGAAUUUCUCGAAGCCAAAAUUUUUAAACGAUGUUCAAAAUUUCCCAAUAAUUUUCUGGAUCAAGCGCUUGACUUAAGUAAUUGGGAGGUUGGAAAAACCGACGAAGGAACACUUAUUAUGGAUGGAUAUAUAGUUUUGAAGAGGUCCUAUGAUCAUUUAUUGCCGUUUUCUAUGGAAUUGUUAAAAAGGGAGAGAGGAACAUAUCAGCCAACAACAAUUAAUAUUAAAAGAUUAGAUAGUUGUAAGGCGACUUUUGAUAAGUACGAUGUUAUUUUUAAUUAUGUAAAAGAGACGCCUAAAGAUCAAACUAAAUGUCCAUUUAAGAAGGGUCAAAUCGUAACCAUGAAAGUUUCUAAACCGGUUCUUGUAUAUAUUCCUUCGCGUAAUGCUGCUGGUGAAUAUUUAAUUCAUGUAGAAAUUGGCAAUAGAACCGAUAUGUCAACAUUUUUAUGUUCCGAAAUUCCUGUAAAUGUUCACAAAGUUUGAUUGAUGCAAUAAAUAUGUUUUAAA